Molecule: messenger RNA, 1826 nt
Organism: Aphis gossypii (cotton aphid)
Lineage: Eukaryota; Metazoa; Arthropoda; Insecta; Hemiptera; Aphididae
Product: kynurenine/alpha-aminoadipate aminotransferase, mitochondrial-like
Exons: 9
Coding region: 146-1582 (478 amino acids)
Biological process (GO): biosynthetic process
Molecular function (GO): L-kynurenine:2-oxoglutarate transaminase activity; pyridoxal phosphate binding
Source: RefSeq, a predicted model, not a curated record
ACGGACAUUUAAAGUAAUAUAUACUUUAAUAUUAGGGAACAUUGUAUAUUACUUUUAUUAUUAUUGAAUACUAUUUUGAUUCUGUUUGAAAAACUUUAUUUUCUUAAAAUUUAUUUAAUUAUAAAUACCUAUUUCUUAUACUGAAAUGUCUUUUAUGAAGACUUUAAAAAAAAAUAUUUCGAUGAAAUUGAAUAUGGCACAGUAUCAAUUUUAUUCGUCCUCUAAAGAAUCAGCGUCCAUGGAACGUUGUUCAGUUGACUGUAUAGUUCCUGAAUAUUGUCCUGAAGAACCACUACCACCAUACAAUCAAAAUAGUGCUAUCCCGUUUGAAAUUGACUAUUCUUAUUUCAUUAACGAAAUUUCAUCUAAACGCCAGUCGUCUAAACUUCGAGAAAUAACGAGAUUGUUAGAAAAACUACCACCAGAUUGCAUAAAAUUCGGUGUAGGAGUACCGAACGUACAAACAUUUCCAUUCAAGAAGAUAAGCGUAGAACUAAUUACUGGCGAAAAUAUUAAACUUCAAGGUCAAGAACUAUCAGAUGCCUUGCAAUAUCUACCUUCGGUUGGAUAUCGGCCUCUAAUAAAUAUAUUAGAAGAAAUACAAGAAAGUUUUCACGGACCUCAAAAUUGGAGUAAAAGAUCUAUUAUUAUGACAUCUGGCGCACAAGAAGGAUUGUCCAAGGUCGUGGAAAUGUGUGUGCGUUGCAACGACCCAGUGAUUAUGCCUGAUCCUGUUUACACGGGAGCCGUUGAUUUGUUCAAACCAUAUAGUGCUGAUAUCAUACCAAUAAUACAAGAUUCUUGUGGUGUAGUCGUGGAAGAAAUCGAAAAAGUUUUAGCUGAAAGAAAAAGGAAAAUGUUGCCGAUACCCAAAAUGAUUUAUUUGAACCCUACUGCAUCAAACCCGGCUGGAACUACAUUACCCACACACAGAAAACGUGAAAUUUAUAAAUUGGCUUGUGAAUAUAAUAUGCUUAUUCUUGAAGACGAUCCAUAUUACUACUUACAUUUCGAAAAGGAAAAUCCAGUUAGUUUUUUGUCCAUGGAUACAGAAGGUCGUGUACUUCGAUUUGACUCUUUUUCAAAAAUCAUGAGCUCUGGUUUACGCGUCGGCUUCAUAACCGGUCCCAAAACAUUACUACAUAGAGUAGAGCUGCAUAUGCAAACAUCAUCAAUGCACACAUCAUCAUUAUCGCAAGUGCUUUUAUACAAGCUUUUAUCACAUUGGGGUAAAGAUGGUUUAAUUUCUCAUUUUAUGCACGUCAAAAACUUUUACAAACAAAAGUUGGAUUACAUGAUGUCUGCAAUUAAUAAACAUCUUAACGGAUUAGCUGAAUGGUAUGAGCCAAAUGGUGGUAUGUUUUUGUGGUUGAAAAUAAUUGGACUGAACGAUGCUAAAAAAUUAGUUACUACUAGAUGUUUGGAAAAAUGUAUAAUUUUAGCUCCUGGGUUUGCGUUAUCAGCCAUUCCUGAAAAUCCAAGUCCCUAUAUUCGAUUAUCGUACUCCAUUGCGUCACCAGAAGAAGUCGAUCGGGGAAUUGCACUGCUUGCGGAAGCCAUACGAGAAGAAUUAUUGGAUUAAUAUAAAUUUAUGAAAUCAAAUAUGAUAAAUAAUACUUAUCAGUUAUCGAUUAUUAUUGUAUGUAUGAAUUUGCAUAUCUAAUAUCUACCUAUAUAUAUUUUAUUUUAUUAUUAAAAAAUAUGUUAAGUUAUAUCAUAUUUUUAAGUUUUGAAUUUUUUUGUAUUUUUUUUUUUUAAUAUAAAAAUAAUACCUAUUAUAAUUUAUAAUUAACUAGUAAAAAUACAUAUCUAUUAAAAAUUGUUUA